AUGACUGAAGAAGCUGCGGAAGAGGCAGCGGCCCUGUGGAAUGAGCAUGCUUUGUCCGAGAAGGGUGGUCUCACGUGUGUCAUUGCGUGUCGCUCCGCGUCAGAGGUUGCGUGGGUACCCCGUCGAGGUUUGACCUUGCAGUCCCAGUCCCAAUGGCUUGGUCUGAAACACAAUGAUCAGGUUGUUUUGCGCUCAGUCUCCCUUGCGGUCUUAGGAAAAGGGGUUUCUCCCAAGAGUCCUGUUAUCAACAAACCCAGGGAGGCCAAAAUCCCUGAAAAGAUUGAGAUGCAUACCGUGCGUUUGACAGUCUAUGCCAAGUACAUGGCGGAAAAGCUGACUACUCAGUUGGCCGAUUCCUUUCUGAAACAAGUUUGGCCUGAGGACGAUAAGAAAGCUAGGAACUUUGCCGCGUGGCGUCCUGAAACGUCUUCGGGUAAAGAGGUCGCUCUCGUCAGCUACUGCACUUGCUCUUCCUCCACGGCUUCUGUCUUGUUGGGCAAGUCAGGUCAGACUCCUCUUUUUGUGUCUCGCUUGGCCAAAGACAAAAAGAAGGACCCUGAGGUGCAUGCGCGUUGGGUUGAUCGGCCCAGUGACUCCUCUGAUUUUGAGUAUUGGCUUCACGCUUGCAAUGUCCUCAAGCAGUCAGGUGCCACCACUGGCUUGAUCCAUCGGUUGGGUGGGGGACGGGACUUGGGGUUCGAACAGAAGGGUUUAGAUCCCAAGACCUCCGCCCCUUUCUACUGGUUGGCUACGUGCCCUCCUUUUUGGGCUGCUCAAGAUCUUUUGAAUGUGCUGACGUCCGUCGGUUGGGACAAUCCCGAGGUUCUCGGUCAAUCCGGGAAGUCCUGGCGAUUUCGAGCUAAGGCCCGUCCGACUAAGGAAACCACUUUCGUUUAUGAGCUAGCGGACGACGUCACUUUGAAGAUUGUACCGCAGCCACGACGCUUGGACAUACACAAUGAGUACGGCAAGCCUCUGGCGCGACCUAAAGUUCCAUGGACGACGCCGCCGACAACUACCAUCGAGGUCCCAGAUACGCAGUUGGAUGAGCCUAUGAUGGAUGGUGCAAGCCCAGACUCAACAACUACUGCUCAUGUGGCUGAUGGUGAAGAGAAGAACAAGGUCAAACAACAUGGAGCCAAGCCACAAGGCGCGGAGCCACCAUGCAAGAAAGCUCGCUCCACCAGAGCCUUUGGCUGCGAAGAGGUGAUUCAGGAUCCCACUUGCCCUCUCAAAGGGUGGACGGUGAUUGAGACCGGCGCCGAUGGCAAGUGCGGUUACCAUUCCUUGGUUGGAGCCACAUACCUCGCCGGUAAGUUCGACAUGCAGUUGGAUGAAAAGUAUGUGUCCAAAGAUGCCGGGUCCCUUCGUGUGAAGACCGCAGAGUGGCUCUUUCAGGACAGCGCCAGAUUCAAGAAAUCAUGGGCGGUUGACUCCGACCAUCCGGAGCACACGGGCAACUCGUGGGAUGAGUACCUCAAGUUGGUUGCUAAGCCGGACUUUUGGCUGGACGAGUUGCAGAUGCGUGCGGCAGCCGAGCGCCUCAAGAAGCGGGUUCUCGUACAUUAUCUGGACACCUCAAAGAAGUGGGCGAGACGAGUGAUCAAUUCCAGAGCUGAGGGAGAGCCUUUGGUCUUGCUUCUUCGGGACCAACAUUUCAGACCGGUGCGUCCUGUCGGAAAGGGUUUCCCGCCGGAGUGGUUGAGAAAUGUUGGAGCUCAGAUGCCCCAUCGCGGCCGAGGUGGAGGACCUGGGAAGUGCUCCGGGAUUAUCCGUCUUCGGGAUGCCCCCGGGAUUUUGCGUUCCAGCAGCAAAAAGUCCAAGCAGUCUUCGACGCCUUCAUGCUCGACGUUUCGUGUUGGACGCGCUGGCUCUUCCUCAAAGAAGGCAACUUCCGUUUCUACCUUUCGGGUUGGUGGGCCAGGGGAUGCACGCGAGACUUCCUCCAACGCUCCUUCGAUGAAGUCUUGCUCUACAUUCAAGGUUGGGGCUUCCAGUCCCAGUGGUGGCGGACGGCUUGAUGCGGUCAUUCGGCGUGGCUUGGCUGCCGCAGCGCAGUUUCAACAGGGCUCCUACAAGGCCGUGCCUACGGACAAAGGUUCUUCUUCCUCCUCUUCAUCCAAUGGGCAGGUGUGGACGAAGGAUGGCAUCUACAAGUGCACGUGUGGUUGGUCUUUGCCGGAGGCGGCAGCGCUUAUCCCGAAGCAAGAGCAAAAUCGACGUUUACAUGACGCCAGAAUGCACUGGUCCCAGUGUCACCCUGGCGAGCCCUUUCCGAAGCUUACCAAGGAGCAACACAAGCAGAAGACGCAGAACAUGGCGGACAAGGUCCUCCAAAACCUUCACGACCUCAAGGACAAGUCUGUGGGAGCUCCGCGGCGUGGCAGUCCACGUCGGUUUCAGUGUCGCCGGUGCGAGGGCUGCUAUGACUUGUCCCACGCACGCCGCGUGGCAUGUCCCGCAACUCCAGACGCAGUGAAAAUGAGGUGUCGUGAAGUUGAGAGCGCAGUUCGAGUCGCGGAAGGUCGUCGCACCAAGCGGGCAGCCCGCUUGACGAUCCGUCGUGAUCCCCGCAAGUCUUCGCGAAAGCCCAUGAAGAAGAUGUCCAAGAAGAUGAAGGCCCGAUGCAACAAGCAGACCACUACCCGCCACGUGAUCAUCUCCAAGAAGUACGCUUUGACAGCCAGGGGCAUCGUUGGUGAAAAAUCUCUGGGCAAAUGGGAGUUCUUCCGGCAACGCGCCCAAGACUUACACGCUGAUGUCAUUGCUUUGUCAGAGACCCAUCAAGAUGAUCGUCGUGCUGAGCGGUUCAGCAAAGCGUCGGCGAAGGCUGGUUUUCCUGGCUAUGUUUGUUCUCCGGGCACGGGAAAUUCCAUGGGCACUAUGUUGGCUGGUCCUAAAGGUUUCGCCCUUGAUCCCUUUUCUUGGCCUAUUGAAUACAAGGGCAGAGUUUGCAGCGCUGUUUUGCGGUGCGGACGGGCGGACUUGCUUUUGAUCUCUGUCUACUUCCCUGUUGGCGGAGGCGAGGCGAAGCGACAGCGUCAGGACUUGGCCGAGAUCAUUGCUGGCCGUGUUUCCUCUGCGAGCCUUCCUACUAUUGUCAUGGGCGAUUUCAAUGCGCAACCUCACGAUCCUGAAUUGGCUGCAUUGGAGUCCGUUUGCGAGUAUGCGCACGAGCACACCAAGUAUGAGUAUCUCUCCACGGCUUCGUCUUGUUUGGAUUUUGCUCUGGUUCGGCAUGUGGCGGUGACGGAGGUGUCCCUGGACGCGCGUAUGUCAGACCAUAGCGGUAUUCUACUUCGCAUCGACUUUUCCGGUUCUUGCCAGUUCACGACUAUCAAGAGUUAUCCUGAUCUGCGAGUGUCGCAAGAAGAGUGGCAUCUCCUUUGGUCCAAUGUUUGGUCACGCACCCGGGACACUUGGGAGCGCGCUUUGCACAAUGGUGAUACCGAGGAGUUGUGGCGCAUCUGGAGCACGGCUUUGGAAGAAGCCGGGGGAGUUGCUCCACAUCUUGCUCAUCGUUUUCGGGGCACAGAGCUUCACACCAUGGACUUGGUUUUCAAGGGGCCCAAUGCGUCUCGAAUGAAUCAUAGGGAACGUCGUUUGCAUCGUGUUUGGCGCCAGAUCACCGAACUUGUCAAACAAUGGGAGCGGGGCAAUGUGGAUGCAAACUUGUUGAACAAAGCUACUCGUGCUUUUCGCAACCUUUGUCGUGAAGGCUUUAUCGAAGAAGAUGCUACAGAGCCUGUGGAUAUGCAACAGGCGUUGGACGUGGCUAUCAGAGCGGAGGCCAAGGAAACGGCUUUGGACAGGUUCACAAUUUGGAAAGAAGGAGCUCGCAAGGCCGGGCUCAAACCUUUGUUUGAUUUCAUUGGUGGCAAGACGCGAUGUGGCCAGGUUGCCGUCACGACUCCAGAUGGGCUCACGGCCGACCCUGCUGCUGUCCUUGCUCAUGCUCAGGCGCAGUGGAAUCGCAAAAAUCAUUCGGCUUUGGACGAUGACCUCCGGCAGGCUUAUUUGCGGCGGGUGCGGCCUCAUGUAGUUCCUCACGUUCCUCCUCACGAUGUCGAUCGGCCCUUCUCUGUAAAGGAGCUCCGGCGUGCAUUGAAGGACACUUCUGGGUCCGCUCCUGGUCCUUCGCAGUGGUCGGCUGAUCAGUUGUUGAAGGCGCCCGCUGAGGCGCUUGAAAUGUUGGUUACGCUGUUGAACACCAUCAAAGACACGGGUGUCUGGCCUGCAGCUUUGCGCAUGCAGGAAGUUACCAUGAUUCCAAAGCGCGCGGGUGCCUCGGACAUGCGCCCGAUUGGGGUCACGGCAGUGGUCACUCGGAUCCUGGAGAAGAUGCUCCUUUCCAGAUACAAGCCUUGGGUCGCGCAGAUUCAAAAGACUGAUGCCACCGAGAUCUUGCUAUCUGUCGAGGCCCACAUUACUCACGCCACCUCCACGGGCCAGCAAUGUAUUUUCCGUCAAAGCGAUCUGAGCAAUUGCUUCACUCGCCUGGAUGUGGACAUCGCCAAACAAUUGGCGCAAUGGUUUGGGAUGCUCCCCAAACACGCCGAGCUUUACUUUGAGCUCAAUCGUCGCAGGCCCGCUGUCAUCAAGGCUGGCUCGGCGGUUAGUCAGUGGCAGGUUCCAGACAGGGGCAUGCCCCAAGGUGAUCCGGUGAGUCCUCUUGCAGCGGCCUUGUAUGCGGCGGCUCAUGAGGCCGUGAUCCGGAAUGACUUCCCCGCGGCUUCCUUCUACACGUUUGUGGACGACCGCACGAUAUGCACAACACAGGAGCAGCACAUGACAGGGGUUGUGAACCUUCUUCGUGAACUUGAUCAUCUCAGUGGACAAGCCGAAGACGCUACAAAGGAGGAAAUGGCUAUCGUCAAUGCAGUACCAGAAAGCCGUGAUCUUUUCCCUCACGCGCGGGACGAGUACAUUGACUUGUUGGGCAUUCGUUUUGACCUCAAUGGCAAGGCCGCUCCCAGCACUGCCCCCAGAGCCCGGGCUCGCUUCAAGGAGCUCGGGCUGCGGGUGGAACGUUUGGGCAAGAUCACGCGCAAUUUGCAACUGGGUUCUUCGCAGCUAUGCAAGGUGAUGAUCGCCACAAUGGGCCUUUUUCGAUGGGAUGCCGCGUGGAUCUCGUGCAAUUAUUCGGAGGUCAAGUCCUUGGCCACGAAGAUUGAAGUUACUUUGCAGGCUCGGAAACGCUACGCGGCAUGGCGCCAUCGUGGAGCUUCUUGGGUUUUGCAGCCGAAAGGUUGGCAUGUCGAACCUAUCGCUUUAAUAACCUUUGCGGCGAUCUGUGCUGGUCGACGAUUGCAAUUCUCUUCCUGGCGCACCGUCAUCGAGCAUGCUUGGUCCCAGCCGUCCGGUUUUCGCAAAAGCUUGGUGGAUCACAUGAGGGAUGCCUACGAGCGUGUGGGCUGGGAGGCUACAGAUUCUCCUUGGACGGUUCAGACCCCGCAAGGCAGUUUCGACCUCAACAUGAUCAGCCGGGCCGUUUUUGGACACCUCCUGCGACAAGGGUGGAGACAUUACAUGAUGAAGUGCCACAACUCUUGCAGACACGUUUGCAUUGAUGUGGAUAGUAUCGAUGUCGUUCCUUUGCGCAAGUUUGUGGAUGCAACGGUUCCUUCUUCAAGAGCUUUGGCUUGGCGAUGCGCAGUUGCGGCAGAGCCCAACCAUGAGAGGAUGGCUCAUAUUGAUCCAGUCACCUUCCCUUCUCAGGCGUGCCCCCACUGUGGCGCUCAGCGCGCUACCACCUUUCACCUCAUGUAUGAAUGCGAUAGCUCUGCUGCUCUUCGGGCAGAGCUGGAUCUACAGCCCGACGCCCUCGGUGGUGAUCUGGCAGGGUCUCAACGAGCGGCUUGGUUGCAGAACGGUUGGGCGCAGUGGGUUCCUCCACCUGCGGCUGGCGAUUGGACUUGGCACAGAAUCACUCAGUGGAUUGAGGAAGUUCGUGCUUUGCUUGUGGCUCACCCUCCCAAGCUUUUCAAUGGUGAGUUUCUCAUUGCGACGGAUGGCAGCGCGCAGUCACCAGCAGACCCGGAGACUCGAGUGGCAGCUUGUGCUGCGGUGUGGCGAACGUCUUCUGGUUUAAUUUCCUGGUCCCAGCCUUUAGGCAAUAUUGAGAACACGGUCAAUGCUGCUGAGUUGGUCAUAGUCGUCGUGGUGGCAAAGGCGGCGGAGGCAGCGUCUAUGGCUUCUUCUUUGCGUAUUCUUACAGAUCAUGAAAGGGUUCCUGCAGCUUUCAAGAGCAGCAAAUCUUCGUGCGACAAAGUUUCUCUUUGGAAUGCUCUGAAGGAGGUUCACCGAGAUGCUGGUUUUCGUCUGAGUUGGGUUCCUGCGCAUGGCAAGCAUGCACAUGUUCAUGUUCCUACGGAGUGGAGAGAGCUCAACAUGGAGGCAGAUCGCCACGCCAGCUUAGCUGCUCGUGGCGCCGUACACUUGCUGAUUCCUUGGAUUGGCGAGGAUGAGAUGGAGUUCACGGAGGCCGAGUCCAACAUGAACGACCUCGUGUCGGAGUACCAGCAGUACCAGGCCAUUGACUUUGUUCAGCUGGGCAAUGGCACUGUGGAGUGCUUGCUAGACGGGUGGCAAAAGACUUUUCGAGUGUGCCAGCACGGGGCCGCUGCCGCUGCCUCUCCGGCAGCCCUCAACCGCGUAUCGGUGCCGGGUCCAGGAACCUACACCACGACACCGCGGACCGAAGAGAUCGUCAAGCCUGUCAACUGCCGGGUGCUGAUGGGGCGACGGCCGCGGUUCCAGAAGGAGGGGGCGCUGUUUAACUCGGGGAUCGAGUCCAAGGUCCCUGGGCCUGGGGCGUACGAUGCGGACAAGAUCAUCAGCCUUGGCCGAUGCAAAGUGAGCAAACAGAAGGAUCCACCAAGAUGGACCAUGGCCAAGAAGUCCAUCAUGGAGUUUGCAAAGACCCACUGCUAA
Molecule: messenger RNA, 6933 nt
Organism: Symbiodinium natans
Lineage: Eukaryota; Dinophyceae; Suessiales; Symbiodiniaceae
Source: the annotation of a GenBank genome assembly